Telopea speciosissima is the source of this 1547-nucleotide messenger RNA. Its product is annotated as serine hydroxymethyltransferase 4-like. Gene Ontology annotation, molecular function: zinc ion binding; pyridoxal phosphate binding; cobalt ion binding. The coding region runs from base 75 to 1490 and encodes 471 amino acids. The record is from RefSeq and is a predicted model, not a curated record. Gene Ontology annotation, biological process: L-serine catabolic process; folic acid metabolic process; tetrahydrofolate interconversion. The transcript has 4 exons. Lineage: Eukaryota; Viridiplantae; Streptophyta; Magnoliopsida; Proteales; Proteaceae. Gene Ontology annotation, cellular component: cytoplasm.
GAGAAGCCUCUGCUCUCCUCCUUCCUCUGGUUUCUUCUUUCCCACUAUUUUCGUUUUUGCUCUUCUCUGCAUUAAUGGAUCCCGUUAACACAUGGGGCAACACUCCUCUCCAAGCCGUGGACGAGGAAAUCUUCGAUCUGAUCGAGAAGGAGAAGCGCAGGCAAUGUAGAGGAAUCGAACUCAUCGCCUCCGAAAAUUUCACAUCCUUCGCAGUAAUGGAAGCCCUCGGCAGCGCCUUGACCAACAAGUACUCAGAAGGCAUUCCCGGUAACCGUUACUAUGGUGGCAACGAAUUCAUUGACGAGAUCGAGAAUCUCUGCCGCUCUAGAGCCCUUCAGACCUACCGUCUCGACCCUGCCAAGUGGGGCGUUAAUGUCCAGCCUUAUUCUGGUAGCCCUGCAAACUUCGCUGCUUAUACUGCUCUUCUGAACCCACAUGACCGAAUCAUGGGUCUUGAUCUUCCCUCUGGUGGGCAUCUUACACAUGGCUACUAUACCUCUAAUGGGAAGAAGAUCUCUGCAACUUCGAUCUACUUUGAGAGCUUGCCGUAUAAGGUGAAUUCGACUACUGGGUAUAUUGAUUACGAUAAGUUGGAGGAGAAGGCCAUGGAUUUCAGGCCAAAGUUGAUUAUCUGUGGUGGGAGUGCGUACCCCAGGGACUGGGACUACGCCAAGUUCAGGUCCAUUGCGGAUAAAUGUGGUGCUCUUUUGCUCUGUGACAUGGCUCACAUAAGUGGUCUUGUUGCUGCCCAGGAAGCUGCGGAUCCCUUUGAGUACUGUGAUAUUGUCACGACCACCACUCACAAGAGCUUGAGGGGGCCUAGAGCUGGUAUGAUCUUCUAUAGGAAGGGACCCAAGCCAGCCAAGAAGGGUCAGCCCGAAGAUGCAGUUUAUGACUUUGAGGACAAAAUCAACUUUGCUGUUUUCCCAUCCCUCCAAGGUGGUCCACACAAUCAUCAGAUUGGUGCAUUGGCUGUUGCCUUGAAGCAGGCCAAUUCUCCUGCGUUCAAGGCCUACGCUAAGCAAGUCAAGGCCAAUGCUGUUGCUCUUGGAAACUACCUGAUGAACAAAGGAUACAAGCUUGUCACUGAUGGCACAGUGAACCAUCUUGUUCUGUGGGACCUCAGACCUCUUGGAUUGACUGGCAAUAAAGUUGAGAAGCUUUGCGAUCUAUGUAACAUUACUGUGAACAAGAAUGCUGUUUUUGGGGAUAGCAGUGCACUGGCUCCUGGUGGUGUCCGAAUUGGUACACCUGCCAUGACUUCGAGAGGCUUGGUCGAGAAGAACUUCGAGCAGAUUGCUGAAUUCCUCCAUCAGGCUGUCACCUUAUGCUUGAACAUCCAGAAGGCACAUGGGAAGCUCUUGAAGGAUUUCAGCAAGGGCCUGGUGAACAACAAGGAUAUUGAGGACCUCAAAGCUGCUGUUGAGAAGUUUGCAUCCUCUUAUGACAUGCCUGGCUUCCAAAUGUCUCAGAUGAAAUACAAGGAUUAGGUUAACAAAUAGUGAUAGUAGUAAUACUGUAUUGGCUCCUUAAGCCUCCUUUUUUUU